AUGGGCAAUGAGGCCAUCAACAGUCAACUUCCUCACCAUCACAAUGCUGUCGCACUUGACGAGGAAAAGGACCCGACGGUUUUCCAGCCACCGAAGUAUCUUGACGAUAGGGAUCCUUCAUCGCAUAGCUCUCAGACCGAGUUUGAAAGGGAUCGAAUGAUCCAAGGAAGCGAAAAGUUCAAUCGACUUGGCUGGAAACGUCUUACUAUUGUCCUCAUCGUGGAAGCCAUUGCUCUUGGAAGUCUUAGCCUUCCUGCAGCAUUUGCAACACUCGGCAUGGUUGCCGGUGUCAUUUGCUCUGUUGUGAUCGGUCUCAUUGCCACAUACGCGAGCUUUAUUGUUGGCGCUGUGAAGAUCAAAUAUCCACAAGUUGAAAAUUACGGAGAUAUCGGAAGAUUGCUACUCGGAGAGGCGGGCUUUUGGAUCAUUACUGCAGUUUUCGUGUUGUCGCUUCUGCUUGGGGUGGGUUCACAUUGUCUCACUGGCAUAAUUGCCUUGGUGAGGAUCACUGAAAGUGAUAUAUGCACAGUGAUAUUCGGGUUGGUCUCCGCUAUUAUCCUUCUCCUGGCUGCUAUCCCACCAACGUUUGCGGAGCUCGCUGUGCUGGGCUAUAUUGAUUUUGCAUCAAUUGUUAUCGCCAUAGGCAUCACGAUCAUUGCCACGGGCGUACAGCGUGCUCAAAACCCGGGUGGACUAGCAAGUUCAACUUGGUCGGCCUGGCCUAAAGAAGACGCCGACUUUCCGAAGGUGAUGGUUGCAAUCAACAAUAUCGUAUUCGCAUAUUCAUUCGCUCCCACCUUGCCAACGUUUAUGACCGAGAUGCAUACACCGAAGGAUUAUGUCAAAUCCGUCUAUUUAAUCGGAUUUAUUGAGAUCAUCCUUUAUACACUCAUUGGAUCUCUUGUCUACUGUUUUGUUGGCCAGGAGGUGCAGUCCCCUGCAUUGCUAUCAGCUGGUCCCCUUGUCUCGAGAAUCGCUUUCGGGGUUGCCCUCCCAGUCAUCUUUAUAUCCGGUUCCAUCAAUACCUCCGUUAUCGCUCGGUAUCUGCAUGGACAUGUUUACCGGAAUUCCGUCGUUCGUUAUGUGAAUACGAAAAUGGGGUGGAUCACCUGGAUCGCGCUUGUGUCUGUUCUCACAUUCCUCUCAUGGAUAGUUGCCGAGGCUAUCCCGGUGUUUUCCGACAUGUUAUCCAUCUGUGCUGCCUUGUUUAAUUCGGGCCUGUGUUUUUACGUGCCCUCAGUCAUGUGGCUCGUUCUUCUCAAAGACGGGAGUUUGCUUUCGGGAGAAAAUGUUCGGACCGCUUUUUACAAUGGGGUUGUUUUCCUGUUUGGCAUAGGUGUUCUGGUCUGUGGCAUGUACGCCAACAUCCUGAAUCUGGUAAGUGAAGUCAAGUGA
Molecule: messenger RNA, 1395 nt
Organism: Penicillium canariense
Lineage: Eukaryota; Fungi; Ascomycota; Eurotiomycetes; Eurotiales; Aspergillaceae
Exons: 1
Coding region: 1-1395 (464 amino acids)
Biological process (GO): amino acid transmembrane transport
Cellular component (GO): vacuolar membrane
Molecular function (GO): amino acid transmembrane transporter activity
Source: RefSeq, a predicted model, not a curated record